CUGGGAGAAAUUGUUUCCUGGGGCAAUGGGCCUGUUCUAAUGAAUGUGAAGAAUAACAGGGACUGGAAGAAGCAGGUUUAGAUAUUUUAACCAACCUGUUCAGGCAUUUUAAUACACACCUCUGCAGCCAUGGGACUUGAACUUAGGCCCUCCUGUCCCAGGUACGUGACCUCAAGAGCCCUCACCAGGAGUAGGUUUAAUAUCCUCUAACCCCCAUUGAAGGCUUCCAAAUUGCAGGCUGUCUGUUGCCCGUUUCCAAGGUGCACCUUCGAUAAGCAUCCAUUAUAAUUGGCAUUUGUAUGUUUGAAAACUAUGUAUGGAUUAAAAUCUAGGUGUUGGAAAUUGAAUUGAAAUACUGUGGAUGUUGAGGGGCUUUUCAACUGAGUCGCGCUUGAUGUUUAAAGCUCCGUGGAUCUUAAAAGGCACAAAAAAAGAAAAUCGAACCGCUUCUGCAAGAAUUUGGAACUGCGUGCCUCUUUAAAUUGUGGAAUCGAACAACAGCUUAAACUCGCUGUGUUGGGCAGCUCAGUGAGGCUGGGGCCAGAUGACGUUGCUUUCGGAGCCAGUGAGGCGGUGCUGUGCUGUGUCUAAUUUUCCCGUCUCUCCAGUCGCUUUUGGAGUAUCGACAGUGAACACGGUCUAAUCCCGGAGGCUAGGGUACAGCUAACCGGCUGUUAGACCAGCGCUGAGCCGCUUCGAGACUGAAGGAGGGUAUAGAAUGGCACCUCGCCAAAACCAGGACCAAUAACAUGAGUGGAAGGACAGCCAACUGGCCAGAAGCUUAACUCAAUUGGAGAAGUAUAGAGGCCUCUCCAGUAUUCUACCGCACCUACCUGUUGAGGCAACGUUCCGAUGAGUUCCCGGAGCCAAAGCUUCUUCCACCGGACCCCACCAGGUCCCUCUUCCAAGCCCCGGCUGGUAACCGGGGGAGUCCUGGGUGGGAUUGCUCAAAUUACCCCAUGCCUCUACCUCUGCAGUGGCAACGCAGCCACCAAUCGCAACCUGGUCCUGUCGAAGGGCAUUACCUGCAUCAUUAAUGCAACCAUGGAGAUCCCCAAUGCCAACUGGCCUGAGGUGGAGUACGUUAAAGUGCCUGUCGCUGACCUGCCGCAUGCCCCCAUCUCUCUGUAUUUUGACAGCAUUGCCGAUAAAAUCCACAGCGUCAGUAAAAAGCAUGGCUCGGCUUUGGUCCAUUGUGUUGCGGGCGUGAGCAGAUCCGCCUCCCUCUGCAUUGCCUACCUGAUGAAGUUCCAUAAGAUCUCCCUCCUUGAGGCUCAUAACUGGGUCAAAUCUCGCCGCCCCAUCAUCAGGCCCAACGUGGGCUUCUGGAGGCAACUGAUAGAAUACGAAAGGAAAUUAUUUGGCAAGAACAGUGUUAAAAUGGUGCAGUCUCCCAUCGGGGUAAUCCCUGACAUUUAUGAAAAGGAAACCAGGAACCUCACUCCUUUUUGGGGCAUUUAACACAAUUUGAGGGACUAAUCUGUACCGCUGCUUUCAAAAAAAAGGAUUUAAAGUCUCCCAAAGGAUCAUUAAAUCUGAUGGAAAAUAUUAACAUGUAGACACUGCUAAACCCAAUGUAAAUGGAUUGAACGUCAAUUGUUCUGUAUCCCACAAGGCCCUCAGAUAAACCAGUGAUUCAGAAUACUGUAAAUCCAUCAAAAGUUGCUGGGCUUUCUACAGCUUUAAUAGUGGAAUUAAUUUCUUUGUAUUUAUUUUUAAAUAUAGAUGUAUUUCUAAAAUUUAAUUCUAAUUAUUUUGUCUUUAAUGUUUUUAUCAGAGUCCUUUCAGUGGGACACACAGGCAGAUAUUAACAUUUCUGAUAUUGAAGUGGACAGGACUUUGGAAUGGAGAGAGUUGUGCUUGGUUUGUGGAUUAUUGUACAAACUUCAAACAGUCUCCGAAUCUCUCCUCCUCCCACCCGUAAGCUGCUGAUAUGAACUUGGGACGCUCACAGUGAAUGUUCAUUUGAACACAAAGUAAACUGUAGAUGUAAUGAUCUGAUUGGCACUGCUGCGUUAUUGUUGCGUCAUGUGUGCUACCUUUUUUAUGAGAUCUACCUGAAAGAUGAGUUGAAACCAGCAGAGUGCGCUUGCCUGUUUAAAUAUCAUGCGUGCUCUGAGUAUAGUCAGUGAAGCAUAAAAUGCGCUGCUGUUUUGCGUUGUGAUUCUACAAGAGAAUUGAGCCCUCAUUCUAUAACAGGGACUCGCAAAAGAUUGGUUUAAUUUGUGGAUCUGUUGCAGUUGAGAGAGAUUAUUUGCUUAUGCAGUAAGUGCUUAGAUAUUUCACAGUGGUGUACAUUUCUCAUGGGGGGCUUUUUCUAAAAACAAAUUCCGGGUGUUCACUCUUCCACAUGCCAGCACAGUUUCUGUUGUUGAGGUUAACCUCACUAUACUGUAAUGUGCACAUUCUCUCCCCUUUACCCUGUGAGCAACUUUUGAUUGUAUUUCUGGGCAGCUGUAGAUCACUCAGACUGGUGUGAGAUUUGUAGAAACUUUUGUCUUUUUAAGCACAUUGUCUAAAUGAUGUAUUGAAUGGUCUAUGCUUGAGAGUGUCUGCAAAGCUGAACAAAGGUAAUCCAGGCAGUGUGAGAACACUAAAUGAAAUUUAAAUUUAUCUGCAGAACUGCUUGUAAUUCCUUUGAAAAUUGCAAUGUAGGAAGACGUCUAUUAAUAAUGUACAACUUUAAAAAAAUAAACUUUUUUUAUAUAAAG
Molecule: messenger RNA, 2711 nt
Organism: Stegostoma tigrinum
Lineage: Eukaryota; Metazoa; Chordata; Chondrichthyes; Orectolobiformes; Stegostomatidae
Gene: dusp14
Product: dual specificity phosphatase 14
Exons: 2
Coding region: 853-1461 (202 amino acids)
Biological process (GO): protein dephosphorylation
Molecular function (GO): MAP kinase tyrosine/serine/threonine phosphatase activity
Source: RefSeq, a predicted model, not a curated record